AUGUUCAGAAUCGCUCGAGCCUCAGCUCUGUCAAAGGAGUUUCCCCAUGGUGAGCUAAAGGACGGGCAAUUCGCCGAUCAACAUUGUCCCCUGGAGGUGGUGCUCCCACCAGAGAAGGCUGAAGGCUGUGAAAACUACCUGCAGUACCUCCACUCAGAGGACGGAGAAAAGGAGGUCCUAAAAGAUGUCUCCAAAGCGUCGGGGAAGAAACGCAUCAGCCUCAAUGACCUGGAGUGCGACAUCUCUGUUGAGGAUGACAACCGUCAGGAAUGGAUCUUCACUCUUUAUGACUUUGACAACAGUGGCAAAGUUACUAAGGAGGACAUGUCGAGCUUAAUGCACACCAUCUAUGAUGUCGUGGAUGCCUCCGUGAAUCACUCCUGCCACAAUAAGAGCAAGACUCUGCGCGUCAAACUGACCGUCACUCCGGAGCCGAGGUGCCACAGAAGAGAAGCAGGAGCAGAGCGCUGUCACCAGGAGGAAACUCGUUCAUCCGACAAGCGGUUGUCCUCACACAUAAGCAAAGGGCAGGCCAGCGAGCCGCCUGCCAAUGAGGGUCAACAUUACUGUGUGGACGAGAACACAGAGAGGAGAAAUCACUAUCUGGACCUCGCUGGUAUAGAGAACUACACAUCCAGGUUUGAAGGUACCACAGCUGAUAGCCCUCCUCAGGAGGCUCCUGGUCGCAGCUCACAAAGCCAGAGCCGCUCACGCUCCCAGGAGCCAGAAGCCCAAGUGGUUCACCAGCGCCGCUCACAGGUCAUCGGUGACAGCUACAACCCCGUGGAGGCUCGGAGCAAAGGAACACAGUUCCUCAAAUCUCCAAAAGGCAACUACAGGGGGAGUGGAGGUAAUAACGGGGGCAGUGGAGGUAACAAAUCCACUAAGUGUCACGGCCACCACCCUCCUCUGCAAUCCGUGCUGCACAGCGGCAGCGCCGGCGGCCAUGGAGGUCAGGAUGUGUACCAUUUGCCGCACCAAGCCCAUCCGUCCGGCCACCAUCAGCAUCCCCUGCAGUACAGCCACAGCAAGCGCCUGAGAGGCAAAGGCAGAGAGGCCCUGUCCCCGUCCAAGGUCCCCGGGCCCCCCCAGUCCCACCCCCAGCAGCAAGCGCCCACCUCUGCACUGCCCAGCCUGGAGAGGGAGCAGGCCACGGGCCCCCCCGGCAGCCCAGGGUUUGUGGUCCCUAUGGUCCAGCGCCAUGAGCAUCACCACCACCACGAACACCACCACCACCACCAUUACCACCACUACCACCAGACAUGACAGCCUCCAGGCUGCAGUGACUGAAACUGUACAGGACCAAUCACAGCCAGCCACACCAGUCUAAAGGACUUCAAGUCAUCCAACGGGAUUCGUCUCAUGCUCUGUAAGGGUUAUUUCACUCUCCUCCUGCAAGCUCUACGGAUAUAUAUCCUGCAAUUUGGCGUACUGAGGAAACAUUUAGCAUGACGGCAGAGAGCACUGAGCUACAGUCUCCUUCCUAAGAAAAGUUGUGUGUGGCCCAGUUUUUCAGUGUUUUUGUAGAUUUUCCGAUGGAGGAGCUGCCCUCCUUGUAUACUUCACUGAGGGGAACCAGUAUGGAGGGGAGCAGGUCAGGUCAUCCUCGAUGUCUUCUCUUUCCUCUACGAAACCAUUGAUUAAAGUCCUACAAGCUACAGUAUGUCAGGAUAGCUGUGUUGCUCUGUGUGAGACCUUUCCAAAACGUGGAUCUCAGGUGUAAAGGUGCUGCUGCUCUCAAGCUGUUCACAGAGGCCUCACUCUGUUGGAUGCCUGCUGUGGACUGAAGGGUUUCCUGUUGGGGAGCGG
Menidia menidia (Atlantic silverside) is the source of this 1809-nucleotide messenger RNA. NCBI's taxonomy places the organism in Eukaryota, Metazoa, Chordata, Actinopteri, Atheriniformes, Atherinopsidae. The record is from the annotation of a GenBank genome assembly.